AUGGGGUCUAAAUCUGAAGAAGAUAGUUCUGAAUUGAGCGAACGAGGAGUUUUUGACGAGCUAAUGAAAGACUGCAUCACCAAAACGAUCGUGAUAAUUAGGCACAACGGAAUAUUUUUUAAAAUUUACACGUUUAUGGGAGACAAUUAAGCGUUAAAGUUAUAAGUGACACUACCGCUAUUCUUAAUGCCGAUCCGAUGUCAUGAGGUUUUUCGUUGGUAUAGAGGUUGAAGUUUAGUUUCCAUCAAACCAUAUUCUGGUGCAGAUUGGCAGCCUGGGCUCGUGUCAUAGCUAUAGGUUCAUAUUCAGCCGACUCUUUAUUAUGAUUUAACCCGGGUUCGUGUAAAGAGGUCCUGAGCCAUUUUGUUUGCUAUUUGAUGCAUGCGGCGGAUUUCAUGGAAUUUGCAUAACAUGGGUCAAAUUAAUUCAAAAUUGAGAGAACAAAUAAUCGAUAUCUUGGAAGCGCGAGGUUAGGAACAUUUAUGGUAUUGCUUACUUUUGUGAUGUCCUUGUACCUCGUUAACUUGCCUUAGCGUGGAAAAAAAGUUUUUAAAAUAUCAGACAUGUAGAUAUGUAUUUUUUAUAUAAAAGAUUCUGCGAAUAUUGGUCUUCUGUUGAGUGCAGAUUUAUAUCUUGGCUAACUCGUUUCUAAGUUGUAAUAGAGAAAAGCUCUCUUUGCAUGUCUAUCCGCGUGAGACCAUUUACGCAUUUCCUUUACUAAAUGUUUUAAAUAAUGUGCAUACUCUCUUGGUCGAUAGGUAUGACGAACUGGUAAUAAGAAAUCGUAACGUUUUCCAUUGGUGUGUAUUUUUGAGGAGUGUUUUGUGGGACCAGUAGAAAGUAUGUUUGCCACACGUCAAGUUAAACAAAAGUUCUUCAAGGUCAGGGAAGAGUUAAGGAAUUUCACUUCAGAGAUAGGGAAAUAUUAAACCUUUGAAAGAAGUUGGAGAAAAGUGAAAUUCCAAGUAAUUAUGAAGAAGUUCAUCUUGUCUUGACCCUGUCCACCAUGAAACAUGGUGACUCUUUCCUUCUACAUCUACAUCAUAACUGUACUAAGUCCGAUAUGACAUCACACCAACUCAAAAAAUAUAAAUAUGUAAAUAACAUGAAUAAUCUUGAUAACUGAAUUAUUGUAAAAAUACAAUUAUAAUGAGACUUAUCUCCAAAUAGUAAUCUAAAGCCUAUCUAAAAUAAUUUGUUAGACUUGUUUUAAAACAAGCAACUGACUAAGAUUCGCAAUGUCAGAAGGUAUAGAGUUCCAUGUUUCUGAUGGAUGAGUCUCACCCUGGAGCUGCUUUUCUCUUUGCUCUUUCCAGCGUAGCGACAUCUUUUCUUAAUGCUUUCCUUCUUGUGAUGUCGAUGUUACUCAUCAUGAGGAGCUUUGGCCCCGAAAAAAGUUCGCAGCAUGCAUUCUACGGAGGCGCUAUAUCUCUGUCAUCAGUGAAGAGAAUUACAUCAACGUUUGCGGUCGCUAGGUGUCUGUGCGGUUACUUAAACUUGUUGAUUAUAAGUUAA
Pocillopora meandrina is the source of this 1515-nucleotide messenger RNA. The record is from the annotation of a GenBank genome assembly. Lineage: Eukaryota; Metazoa; Cnidaria; Anthozoa; Scleractinia; Pocilloporidae.